This is a messenger RNA of Colletes gigas, 1154 nucleotides long. RefSeq lists its product as uncharacterized. NCBI's taxonomy places the organism in Eukaryota, Metazoa, Arthropoda, Insecta, Hymenoptera, Colletidae. The coding region runs from base 1 to 1125 and encodes 374 amino acids. The transcript has 2 exons. The record is from RefSeq and is a predicted model, not a curated record.
AUGGGAGGAAAUCUUUGGUUCGUCGGUGUUUUCGCGACGUUUGCGUUGUUUAUAACAAUAGAAACGACCUCGAGUGAUUUGGGAUUCGGUAAAGAGAAUUUUAAAAAAUUGAACGCGAUCGAUCCUGUGGAAAAAGCUGCGAAGAGAUACAAACAUGAUUCGGUGGAGGAAAAGGGAGCAUUGGAAAUCGAAGAACAGCGCAUCGUGGAUGAUACAAUAGAGAACGCGAAUGUGUCUCGGGAUAUUUCGAGAAACGGAUACAAAGUCGCGAAGAAAAACUACAAGAAGUUGAAAUUGGCCCAGAUUCAAACCGGUUAUAGCGAUGCAAAGAACAAAGGACGCUCGAGCGACCGAAACCUCGUGGAAGCAAUGGAUUUGCCUGAAAAAGUAAUCGAAAGACGAAACGCGAAUUACACCGGCGACAGAGAGGCGUCGGUUUACAAUAAAGAAUUUAUGCAGAGUCGUAAACAAUACGCGAACGAUCUGGCGCGUAGACAAAUACUUAUAGACCAGCUUCGCGCUCGACAGCGUAUGAUGUUCGAGCAGUAUGAAAAGGAGAAAUCUACGACACCGAAGUACAGUGACCACGAUUUGAAGAAUCGAGCAAACAAUAAUAAAUCUUCGAACGUCAAACGCGAGAACAAAAUUGUUUAUGGAACGAAUGGUACUAAUAAUCAGAUGUCGGUAGAGAAGAAUGGGGAAGACUAUGAAUAUUACGAGUACGAGAGCGAGGAAGAAGAAGACACUGUUCGUACUACGGAAGCCAUUGUUGUCACGAUGACACCAAUCCCCAAGAAACUUGACGCUACCCAAUGGGGCAAGUGUGAUCGUGACAUAGGCAGAUUACUGUACCAGCACAACGUGGUCCUAUCCAUAGUGAAGGGCGCAACAACCGAAACGAACGUUGGAAUAUCGGUGGACGAUUUCUACAGCGUCACCUGCGUAAAAGUAAGCCCACCCGCGGAGAGCGAAAUAAUCGCGACGUUCGAGGUCGCUCGCGGUGAAAACGACGUAAUCGAAAAUGUCAAGAUCAUAGUAAACGGGCUCGAAGACGGGGAGCUCACGUUCUCCAUUAAAGUCUGGGUCGCUAGAAAGAACAGCAAUCAUUGCAGAGGCGGUUGUUGAACAGUCUUCAUAAAUUUUAUAAUUAAAUC